AUGAACAGCAAACCUCAACAAGAAGAAGAACAACAACAACAACAACCAAUCGUAUUCGUCACCGGUACAGAUACUGAUGUCGGCAAGACUUUUGUAUCUGCAUUGCUGGUACACAAAUGGAAAGCUGCAUACUGGAAACCCGUGCAGACAGGAAUUGAGUCAGAUCAAGGUGACUCGGAGACAUUGAAAAAUUUCAAAGUAGCCGCAUCGACUUGGCAACCACGUAUAUUCACGCCCACGUAUGUGCUGCAGAAGCCUCUGUCUCCGCUACAGGCCAUGGAAUACGAGCCUGAAGUGGACAUCAAGUUGUUGGAUUUUGCAGUUCCUGAUGAAUGGGACGCAGAGAGCCCACUGGUCGUAGAAGGAGCCGGUGGGGUCUGCGUGCCCAUCACUCGCAAGCUGGAAAUAACUACGGAUCUGAUUAAACAUCUGAUCGAGACUAGUAGUCAUCCUGUGUACGUGGUUGUCGUGGCACGCAGCGGAUUGGGAACUCUGAAUCAUACGUUGCUUACAUGGAAUCACCUCUGCGAUAACGGUUUGAGAGGUCACUUGUUCGGGGUCAUUCUUAAUGGGGAACCCAAUGAAGGCAACGUGCAGGUGCUCGAGAAGUUCGGUGUGGACGUGAUCGCACAAGUUGGACAAUGUGCUACGGCGCAGAACUUGGAAAUGGCGCUGCAUGGGCUGCCAACGGUGGAGUCAUUGGUGACCCAACAAGAUAAAUAA
Saccharomyces eubayanus is the source of this 723-nucleotide messenger RNA. RefSeq names its product dethiobiotin synthase (gene BIO4). The record is from RefSeq and is a predicted model, not a curated record. Gene Ontology annotation, biological process: biotin biosynthetic process. NCBI's taxonomy places the organism in Eukaryota, Fungi, Ascomycota, Saccharomycetes, Saccharomycetales, Saccharomycetaceae. Gene Ontology annotation, molecular function: dethiobiotin synthase activity; ATP binding; magnesium ion binding. Bases 1 to 723 code for a protein of 240 amino acids. The transcript has a single exon.